GCGGUAGUUCCCAUCAGAGGAAUAUUCUGCAACGAAGGGAAGAAUUUGGCCACGUACGUGUCUUCAGCCAAAGAGAUUGCCGAUUGGAUGUUGAGAAAGGGGGAGGAAAAAGUUUUAUUGGAUGGGAAGGAGCAUGUUUUAUCUUUUAAACCAUGGAUGGAUAUUCAACAACUUCGAAAAUGGAAAGAGGGAUGGAUAUUCAACAACUUCGAAAAUGGAAAGAGGCAAUGAGACAGAAAUAUUUCUGGAUUCGUUGUUUGGAAGUACCUGUUUCUGUGCUUGGCUUAUUAAAAGGGGUUGUCGAGGAUGUCUAUGGUCCGGUAGUGAAUGAGUAUCCGGCUUACAAAAAGCCUUUGGAUCCGAACCUGAGGGAUGUUCGAUUUGACCUCAAUCCGUCAGCUAAAUUGAAAUAUAAGAAGUAUUUAGAAAUCAAUCUGGGACAGUAUGGGUUUGUGAGGAUGAAAGUCAUAUGUGCGGAGACGCCAUGGUGUCCGAAUUGUCGGCGCCACUUUCACAGAGAAAUGGAUGACGACUGCCCAACCAAGAAACGGAAGGAGAAGGGGGGAAAACAUGAGGAACAGAAGAGGAAUGAGGAGCAGAAGGAUAAGGAUGAAGAGAAGGAAGCGGUAGGGAAGAAGGAGGGCGAGGAGAGGGUGAAAAUCACCAAGAGGAAAAAAAAGGGGUCGGCCUCUUCGGGGAACGGUAGGUCAGUGCCCAAAGGUAAAGUGGAGAAAGGGAAAAGGCGUCCCCCAACGUACAAGGAAGUGGUGAAAGGGGAUCGAGGGGCAGAGGAGGGGAAUGGAAAGAAGGGUGAGGAAGAAGGGGAGGUUGAAAGAAGGAAGAUGGGGGUGGAUAAGGAAAAAAAGGGUCAAAUGGAAAAGAGUGGUAAAACGGUUUAUCAAAGGAUGAGGGUUGUAAGGAGGUGGAACAUCAGAAGCAGGGGAACGACGGAAAGGAAGGAGGCACAAAAGGCGGAGGGGAGAAAGAGGCGGGGAAAGAGGGACGUUUGGAAAAWACCCCCCCCCCCCCCCCCMYCCCCCCCCCCCCCAACGUACAAGGAUGUGGUGAAAGGGGAUCGAGAAGUAGGAAAGGGGAAGGGAAAAAUGGGUGAGGAUGAAGGAGAGGAAGAAGGAAGGGAGAUGAGGGUGGACGAGGAUAAGCAGGGACAAGAGGAAAAGACUGGAAUUAACGAUACAUCGAAGGAAGAGGGUGUGAAGGAGGAAGAACAGCAAAAGCAGGAGAGCGACAGUAAGGAAGACGGCGCAGGAGGGGUAAGGGAGGAAGAGAUCGAGGUAGAGGGGUUCUUAGAAGGAAUCGACCAUCCCCCCCCCCCCCCCCUGAACCCUUUCUCCCAGCAGGAGGAGGAGGGUUGCCCGUGCCCCAAGAUCGCGAUAUUGUCUCCAAGCCAAAAAGAGAAGGGAGGCUCUGGUACGGAAGAUGCGGUCCCCUCCUCCCCCCCCUUCGUCUUCCGUGGUCCCCCGACAUCAGAGAAAAUGGAACAGGGGGUAAAGGAAGACCACAGGGCUGUUGAGAACACAGGACUGGCACAAUCCCCUCAUCCUGAGCCAAAAGCCCGGGAGUUGAUUUCAGAGAGUGGGACGCCCUUUCAUCAAAAGAGGAAAGGUCGUUCAACCUCUGACAGAAGAGAAGGGUUGGGGCCUGUUGAGUGGGGAUAUAGAUUUUGAUAUCCCGGAGUUAUUUCAGGAAGGGAACUUCACCUAUGAUAAAGUCCCUGCCAAUUA
Molecule: messenger RNA, 1742 nt
Organism: Chara braunii
Lineage: Eukaryota; Viridiplantae; Streptophyta; Charophyceae; Charales; Characeae
Source: the annotation of a GenBank genome assembly